Oncorhynchus keta (chum salmon) is the source of this 1202-nucleotide messenger RNA. Its product is annotated as beta-crystallin A1-2-like. The transcript has 6 exons. Gene Ontology annotation, molecular function: structural constituent of eye lens. NCBI's taxonomy places the organism in Eukaryota, Metazoa, Chordata, Actinopteri, Salmoniformes, Salmonidae. The record is from RefSeq and is a predicted model, not a curated record. Gene Ontology annotation, biological process: visual perception; lens development in camera-type eye. The coding region runs from base 134 to 760 and encodes 208 amino acids.
CAGGGGGGGGGGCGCUUCUCUUCACUCCGUAUAAAACUGAAGCGCCAGGAUCUCUUGAAGCUCAACGCGAGAUAGCGUUAGGCGCGUGCCACUACCGAGCUCAUCACGAAUAAGUGCCAAACUAGGUGUAAAGAUGUACAGAACCACUAGAUCACCAAUGAUGCAAUCCCUUGUCAACUCGGGAAUGGGCGUGGCUCCUUUCUUCAAGGUGACUGUGUUCGAGCAGGAGCACUUCCAGGGCAAGUGCCAGGAGUUCACCUCUGAGUGCUGCAACAUCCACGAGUGUGGUCUAGACAUCAUCCGCUCCAUCAGAGUGGAGAGUGGAGCCUGGGUGGGCUUUGAGCACCAUGACUUCCAGGGCCAGCAGUUCAUCCUGGAGAGAGGAGAGUACCCCCACUGGGACGCCUACAGCGGUUCCCUGUCCUACCACGUGGAGCGCCUCAUGUCCCUGCGUCCCAUCUACUGUGCUUCCCACAUGAGCAGUCGUAUGAUGAUCUUUGAGAGAGAGAACUUCAUGGGCCGCAGUGUUGAGCUGUGUGACGACUACCCCUCCCUGCAGGCUAUGGGCUGGUCCAUGCCCGAGGUCGGCUCCAUGCACGUGCAGUGUGGCGCCUUUGUGUGCUACCAGUACCCCGGCUACAGGGGCCAGCAGUACAUCAUGGAGUGUGAGAGACACAGUGGAGACUACCAGCACUGGAAGAACUGGGGCUCCCACUCCCAGACCCCCCAGAUCCAGUCUAUCCGCCGUAUCCAGCAUUAAGAGGGGCUAGAGGCUGAGGCCCAAGAACCGCAAUCCCCAGCCCAGAUGCUGCUCUACCCCUUACCCCCCCAAUGGAAGACCAGCUGCCCCUAACUACUGACUCACCACAUAACACUGACACACACAGCCGCUCCGAGGUACAAUGAGACUAUAUCGCACCGGUAAAGCACAGGAACACACACACACUGACAUGACUGACAUAACCCAGUUAAUUUUUUUAUCAGGGUAGAGCACCCACACACAGACACACACCUGCUCUGUACUAACUGAACCCCUGUCCAGGUCACCUGGGCUGAGCAGGGAGCCACACAUCCUGCUCAAACCAGAGGUCAACGCAUCAACAGGCACCAGUUUCAAGAUGGCCACCACCAUAGUGCAGCCUUAAUGUGAUGUGUGUAGGAGGUUGAACCAAAGGUUAACUAAUAAACUCAUGUUCACUUCA